Molecule: messenger RNA, 2677 nt
Organism: Coffea arabica (coffee)
Lineage: Eukaryota; Viridiplantae; Streptophyta; Magnoliopsida; Gentianales; Rubiaceae
Source: RefSeq, a predicted model, not a curated record
AGAGCCCACAUCAGUAUCAAUAUCAGUAUCGAUUGCCAAAUUGAAAUCCUCCCUUUGCUCUCUCUCUCUCUCUCUCUGAGAGACGAAACUCUGUCAGUGUUAAGGAGUUGUCUGUGAAAACUUCACCAGCAGCCUAGUACUGUAUUGUGAUUGGGACUUUCUGAGGUUUCUUCUGAUUAUGGAUUUUUUGAUUCUUACAAGCUUGUUCUGAAUUUCCAGUUGAUUCCCUUUUGACUCCUUGACUAAUUACUAGUUGCAGAUUCUCUCCUCCUCCCUUUUACCGUUUUACGUGCAUUUAUGGAAAAUUCUCAAGAGAAUUGUUUGACUAAACACCAUGACGACGUUCAGGGGCUGGUGGCCUCCUUACCACCCUCCUUCCCCGCCGCCUCAACCGCAAUUCAUCCACCGCCUGCUGCUGGUAUCCAAAAGGUUAGAGAAUCAAGUGAAAUAGUUGAGGAAUCAACAAGUAGUCAGCACCAAAGGAAUGAAAUUGUAACUGUGGAUAUACCCAAAACAACAGCUGAUGGCUCCAUAGACGAUUUUGUGAGGAUAAACGUGCCUCCGUCACCAACUCCUAAAAAAGUGAACUUUUCACCAUUACCGAGUCCCGGUCAUAUCAGGUUUAAUGGAUCCCCGCUUCCCUCCUCAUCAAACAAGGGUAAAGCAUCAAUGAAGAGCCUCCUGCCUAAACUGAGCUUUAAGUUUCGGAAUACAGAUUCAGAGAUCGAAAAGGCAGCCAUGCUAGCUCUAGGUUCUCCACUCGGACCACAGGAGAAGAGGUCAAUUACAAGGACAUUUUCUCUUACAAAGCUAUUCACACCAAGGAUGAGGAGAACAUCAUCUUUACCAGUAACUCCAAUUGCUCAUUCAAAUCCAGAGUCAACACAUGGAGGGAAUGGAAAUUCAGUUAAAGGUGGGACAUUUUAUCCCAUCCACCGCUCACGCUCAGUCCCGGUGUUAAACAAAGAUGGAAGUGUAAGGCAGAUUGAUAACUUGGGUGGUGUAAUUCGUGUCAUCCCUGCUACUCCACGGGUUACAGAACACAAUGUACCAACACUGGACGCAACUGUGAAAGUUGAUAUAGAUGGAAGUGAUAAUAAUGGUGAAGAUAUCCCUCAAGAAGAAGCAGUUUGCAGAAUCUGUCUGGUUGAACUAGGGGAGAGUUCAGAAACCCUUAAGAUGGAAUGCAACUGUAAGGGUGAACUUGCCCUGGCCCACCAAGAUUGUGCUGUGAAAUGGUUUAGCAUAAAAGGUAACAAAACCUGUGAUGUCUGCAAGCAAGAGGUUCAGAACUUACCUGUAACACUCUUACGAAUUCAAGAGGGUCAGCCCCGAGGAAGUGCAGCAGUUAGGUCUAUUGAAGUUCCUCGAUACAGGGUAUGGCAGGAUGUUCCGGUUCUUGUGAUCGUCAGCAUGCUUGCUUACUUUUGUUUUCUUGAGCAACUUUUGGUAAUAAAAAUGGGAUCUGGUGCCAUUGCCAUAUCUCUACCCUUUUCCUGCAUAUUGGGUCUUCUUGCAUCCAUGACAUCUACUACAAUGGUAAGGAGAAGAUAUGCAUGGAUGUAUGCAACUAUUCAGUUUGUUUUGGUGGUUCUCUUUGCCCAUGUUUUCUACUCGCUGCUUCAUGUACAGGCAAUUUUAUCUGUGCUGCUAGCGACAUUUGCUGGAUUUGGAGGUGCGAUGUGUGGGACUUCCAUUGUUUUUGAACUCAUGAAAUGGAGGAGACGGUGGAAUGCUUGGUCGACUCAGGAACGCACCUCUGAGGAGGUUUUGAACCCAAAUGAGUUGUCAGAUGGAAGGGGCGCACAACAAACUGAGCCUCCAGAGGCAGGUAGUAUGGUCACCUCAGGGAUCGAUCGUGGAUAGACAGUGAACACAUUGAGCCCGCGAACGCCAAACAGCAGGAUUGCCAAUUGUACAGGAAAGUGCUACUACUACUGGUUACUUGAAAUAUACUGCAUAAUAGAGUCUCAUUCGACUUUGUGGCAACACUUGACACCUGUUGUCAAAAAUUGUGAAACUCAUCGUUCAAGCCAACAUGGUGAUGCGACUUCCAGCAAGAGGAGCAAGAACCAGGUACAUCAGUUGCUUUUGGAUUCUUUCAGGGAAUGGUGUAUAUGUCAAGUUUAAGCGAAUCACCAGUUGCAUUGGCGUGGGGGGAGGAUCAGAUCUGUGAAGUCUGAAUCUUUCACCUCUUGUGUUACCUUGGCUUUUGGCUUUGGGGUGAGGAUUAGUUGCCUCUUUUGCGAUAUAUGAUAAGCGAAUCAAUUCAGUACCCGACUGGCUGAUGUUAUUCCCAGAGCAAUUCAUAUCCAGCGAGACCAAAUCUGAUUCAUUCAACAGUUCUACCCUCCAACGCUCGACCUCUCUCUUGACCCAAAAUGCCCAAUUGUUAGGGUCCCGCUAUGAUUGUCAUGUCGUCGAGAAACCUGCGGAUUAUGCUGCAAUUUUUUGAAUUCCUCGGUUGAUGAGGAUGGCUGUCCAUCGUCAUCUACAACCCUUUUUUUUCCCUUCUAAUUUGUCUUGGAUAGAAAACAACACCAAUACCGGUUAUUGUAUUACCAGUCAUCAAAAUGCUCUCUACAACCAGUAGAACUCAAACUCAAAAAAAUUGAUCGCAAGAUGGGAAUCACGUGAGAUAACGUCGCGGGUUUUAUCAAUUCUCGCAAUUCUAUUA